This is a messenger RNA of Pochonia chlamydosporia 170, 699 nucleotides long. RefSeq names its product epimerase/hydratase. Bases 1 to 699 code for a protein of 232 amino acids. The record is from RefSeq and is a predicted model, not a curated record. NCBI's taxonomy places the organism in Eukaryota, Fungi, Ascomycota, Sordariomycetes, Hypocreales, Clavicipitaceae. The transcript has 3 exons.
AUGACCAAUGUUGCAUUCAUUCUCGGCUCCGGCCCCCGUAUUGGCGCUUCCGUUGCGAAGAAGUUCCUCCGCGAAGGAUACAAGGUUGCAAUUGGGAAGCGGAAUACAAAUACACCAUUGGAGUCUGGACUGGAGGGUGCGCUUCCUGUGGAAUUAGAAGUGACUAGCAAUGAGUCUAUUGCAAAGGCAUUUGCGGAGGUUGAGUCGAAACUAGGCUUCCCAAACGUCGUCAUUUACAAUAUCGCCGCUCUUACUUUCCCGCCAGAACAGAAUAAUCCCUUCAGCGUACCUCCCGAUUCAUUCGGAAGAGACACUACUGUCAAUGUAGUUGGCGGAUAUGCCGCCAUCUAUGCCGCCAUCAAGGGAUGGAAAGGACUCGACGCCUCCGUCCCGAAGGUGUUCAUUGCUACCGGUAACGUAACGCCGUUUUAUCCAAACCCAUUUGCGACGACCCUGGCGUCUGGGAAGUCUGCUCUUGUGCAACUCAUUCGGCUGGGGGACCAGCAUUUCAAAUCGGAUAAAUACAAGUUCUAUUUCGCCUCGCAGGUCACAUCGGAAGGACACCCUGUAAGCUGGGAGGGUGUUAAAGCUGCUGCGCAUGGGGACGUAUACUGGGACUUGGUGCAAGACAAGAACAGCGACAAUUGGGAUGUCCGAUUUGUCGUUGACGAUAAGGACGCCGUGUCAUACUUGAAGUGA